CCUUACCGCGACCUUCGCGCGACAUUAUUUACAUUUUGGGGAGGGAGGAUAUAUUCCGUUCCAGCUCCAGCGAAGGUGAUCAAGAUCGCCUUCUGUGCGAAUCGCGUGGCGAGUACCUCUCUAACGGUGCUUCUCUCCCUCUGCAGGUUAAUCUAGACACUAAUAAUGAGCAGCACCGGUGCUGGCUACGACUACUCGGCGGGCACGUUCUCGCCCGAGGGCCGCAUCUUUCAGGUUGAGUAUGCCAAGAAGGCAGUCGAGAACAGCGGCACGACGAUCGGUAUCAAGUGCACUGACGGUAUCAUCAUGGGCGUGGAGAAGACGCUACUCAGCAAGAUGCUGGUACCCGGCACGCACCGCCGGAUCUACGCCAUCGACCGCCACGUGGGCCUCUCUAUGGCCGGACUUGUGGCCGAUGGCCGCCAACUCGUGAAUCGCGCGCGCGAAGAAGCACUGAACUACAAGAAGAACUAUGGCUGCAGUAUCCCGCCGCACCUCCUAGCUGAGCGCAUGGGCCAGUUCGUGCACUAUUACACGCUCUACGGCUCCAUUCGACCCUUCGGCACGGCCAUCAUGCUGGCCGGCUACGACCAGGACACCAAGAAGUCCAGUCUCUACAUGGUGGAGCCCUCUGGAGUCACUUACAGCUACCGUGGCUGCGCGCUGGGCAAGGGUCAGCAGUCAGCCAAGACAGAGAUUGAAAAGUACAAGCUCUUCGACAUGACGUGCCGCGAAGCCAUGAAAUACGUUGCCAAGAUUCUGAACACGCUGCACGAUGAGGUGCGUCACCCGUUCGAGCUGGAGUUGAGCUGGAUCUGCGAGGAGACGAACUGGCAGCACCACCUGGUGCCGGACAACCUGCGUGAUGAGGUGAACGAGUGGGCCGUCCAGUCUAUCAAGGAGGAUGAAAUGGCCGAUGACGACGAUGACGAGGACGAGUAAGGCGCGCGAUCUCCUCACACUUGAAGCAUAGUGGUCGUUGCUUUUCGCCCGAAGACAGUUGCUAACCUCCCUAGUGUUGCAAGUUGCAACUGCUUUCGGAAUCGGUUAACCUUACUGCAUAGGCGCAAUAAAGACAAACACUUGACAAACCGUUU
Molecule: messenger RNA, 1097 nt
Organism: Phytophthora nicotianae INRA-310
Lineage: Eukaryota; Oomycota; Peronosporomycetes; Peronosporales; Peronosporaceae
Exons: 4
Coding region: 166-942 (258 amino acids)
Biological process (GO): ubiquitin-dependent protein catabolic process
Cellular component (GO): nucleus; proteasome core complex; proteasome core complex, alpha-subunit complex
Source: RefSeq, a predicted model, not a curated record